Molecule: messenger RNA, 927 nt
Organism: Candidozyma auris
Lineage: Eukaryota; Fungi; Ascomycota; Pichiomycetes; Serinales; Metschnikowiaceae
Product: putative endodeoxyribonuclease
Exons: 1
Coding region: 1-927 (308 amino acids)
Molecular function (GO): hydrolase activity, acting on ester bonds
Source: RefSeq, a predicted model, not a curated record
AUGGAGCAUUCGAGAACCGAGCCGGAAAGCUUGGCUCGAAGCUUGCAGCAUGGUCUCUAUUGUCUUAUGUCGACAAGUUACUUCGACAUAGACGCUGUUCACAGGAUUCUGUUGGUGAAUGAUAAUGUAGUGCCAUAUUACGGCGUGCACCCUUGGUACAGUCACUUGUUUCGUGUAAAUGUUCUUUCAAAAGAAGACCAUUACAAUCUUGUUUUGUCCCCCAAGCCAUCUCAGGAGCUAUUGGAUGUUCUACCUGAGCCUUAUGAUUUCUCGUUGUACGUAGAGAAAGUGAGGGAGUAUGCCACGGCUUGCAAGUCAAACAACAGAAAGUUUGGCAUUGGCGAAUUGGGGCUAGAUAAACUUUUCCGCGUGCCAACGAACGGUUUCUACGGUAACCAAGCCGUCACAGAGAACGUAAGGCUAUCCGGUUGCAAAGUGACCAUGGAACACCAGUCGCUUAUCUUCACUGAGCAACUCAAACUUGCAAAUGAAUUGCAAGCACCAGUGUCUUUGCACUGUGUUAAGGCACAUGGAUACUUCUUUGACACCCUAGGGAAGUCCCAAGAUUUCAACAAUAUUCCUUCGGUCGUUCUUCACUCGUAUACGGGCUCAGUUGAGCAAGCACAAUCUUGGAUCAAGGAAUAUCGCAAAAAGUCCACGAAAUUACGUUUUUCAUUCUCCAAUUACAUCAAUGCUACAGAGCAGAAAAUUUCCAUGCUCCAUAAACUUAUAGACGUCCUAGAAGAUCUGCAAAUUCUACUUGAAACCGAUAUGCCUUUAGAUCGUUUCUUUCUGCUGGACAGGGACGGGGAAUACGCAGAACACGCGGCUGGAAUCACUUCUGCCGUAUGCGAUUACAAGGAAUGGUCAAUCGAAGAAGCCGAGGAGCUUUUUUACAAAAACAGCAUGGACAUGUAUAGAACUUGA